Molecule: messenger RNA, 3180 nt
Organism: Thecamonas trahens ATCC 50062
Lineage: Eukaryota; Apusomonadida; Apusomonadidae
Product: chloride channel protein 2
Exons: 4
Coding region: 22-3180 (1052 amino acids)
Biological process (GO): chloride transport; transmembrane transport
Cellular component (GO): membrane
Molecular function (GO): voltage-gated chloride channel activity
Source: RefSeq, a predicted model, not a curated record
CACAGAGCCACAGCAACGGGCAUGGAGAAGGCGCCAGCUUCAGACGGGAUGCGACGAGUCUCAGUCGACACGCGCGAGGGCUACAACGCAUGGGCAGCGACGUACGAUGCGACGCCCAACUUUGUCGUUGCCAUGGACAGUGGUGUCUUUGUGCCGCUCGUCACCGCGGCCGUGGCCGAUGCUGUAGCCGAGGCGGCGGCUGCGGCUGCGGUCCAGGCGGCUGCGGCGUCGACAUCUGGCAAGGUGCCGCAAGCGAUCUCCGUCCUGGACGCAGGCUGCGGGACUGGGCGAGUCACGGCGGCCAUUGUCGACGCUGCGGUCGAAGCGAUGGAGGCGACGGGCGCGGGUAGCGGCGACGACGGCGGCAUUCAUGUCGACGUUGUCGGCAUCGACUUUGCACCUGGCAUGCUUGCUGUCGCUCGCGAGCGGCUCGGCAGCCGCGAUGGUCACGGCAGAGUCUGCUGGCAGCUGGGUGAGGGUGAUCUCAACGUCAGCGCCGAGACAAGCAGCUGGGCGCCGGAGGGUGGGUGCGCUGUUGUUGUAUGCGCCCUUGUCGGCGAGCACAUCACCGAUCUGGCGGCUACGGUGGCUGCGCUGGCCGGCGCAACAGCGCCCGGCGGGCGGCUGCUGCUCUCGGCGUACCACCCGUAUAUGGCGUACCGGGGAGCCGAGGCCAACUUUCGCACCGUCGACACCGCAUCGGGCGAGGAGAUCGAGUUCCGCCUCGGCGCUGCUCUCCACGGCGUCGCCGACUAUGUCAACGCCGUGCUCGACGCAGGCCUCAUUCUUGAUUGCUUGACCGAGAUCCCGUUUGCUGUCUCGGGCCUCGACCUCGCCGCAUAUCCCGCCGCCGCCAAGUAUGCUCCGGCGCCGAGUCUGCUCAUUGCGGUGGCGACGACGACGAUGGCGGCGAGCGCGGCUGGGGCGCCACACAGGCGCGGGGGCAAGCGGCUGGCGGCGGCGCCGCAGGCUAUGGCACCGAUUCCGCUGCUGACGCUCGUCUUUCUGACGGCGAUGGGCAUGACGGCGACGACGGUGUGCUACGUGGCCAACGCGGCCAUCGCCUACAUCCAGCAGGCGCGGGCGGCGGUGUCGGGUGGGCUCCCGGCGGCGCUCUCACUGGUGGCGUAUGUGGGCAUCUCGGUUGCUGCCGGCCUUGUUGCCGCCGCGCUGGUCAAGUACAUUGCGCCUGCCGCCGCUGGUUCGGGUAUUCCCGAGAUGAAGAGCCACCUGGCGGGCGUGGUCCACGCGGGCUUCCUCUCCGGGCGCACACUCGGCACCAAGUUUGUUGGCCUUGUGGCCGCGCAAGCGGCUGGGCUCUCGAUCGGCAAGGAAGGCCCGUUUGUGCAUCUUGCCGCUGCCACGGCCGCUGUCCUUUUCACCAUUCCGCUCUUUGCGCCACUCUACGCCGCCGGCCCACUGCGGAUCCAGCUGCUUGCGGCUGCGGUGGCGGUUGGGGUCACUGCCACCUUUGGCGCACCCAUUGGCGCGGUCCUCUUCUCGGUCGAAGUCACCGCCACAUACUACUUUGUCGACAACCUACCCAAGGCGUACUACGCCGCCGUCGUCGGCCUCUUCUUUGUCCGCGCCCUCGCCGAAAUCCCCAUCAUCGACGUGUACAAGAACCUCGCACUCUUCUCGACCGACAUCACCCAGCUCCCGUACUCGUUCCCAGAGUUUGUGGCGUACGCCGGCCUCGGCCUUGCUGCCGGCCUGAUGGGCGCUGGCUUGUUUUUGUUGUCUCGCGGCUCAUCUAUCUGCGGGCCCGCGUUCCUGCGCUCGGCGCAAAUCACCUGGUUCCUCAACCGCCUGCUGCAUGAGGACGAGAAGACCAACAUCGAGCGGCUUGUCUCGCACGAGGAGAUCGAGUCACUCAAUCACAUCCUGUUCGACCUCGGUAUCUACGUGCCCAUCAAGUUUGUGCUCACCACUGCUGCUGUCGUCCUCCCGAUUCCCUCGGGCGUUUUCUCGCCAGUCUUUGCCUAUGGCGCUGCCUUUGGCCGGUUUGUCGGCGAAAUCAUGUCGCACCUCUUCCCGACCCUCAACGUUGCUGCUGGCGGGUACGCCAUUGUCGGCGCCGCGGCAAUGACCGCAGGUGUCACCCGGACCAUCUCCACCGCCAUCAUUGCUGUCGAGCUGACAGGCCAGACCCAUCACCUUGUCCCGUCGUUCCUCGCCGUCCUCAUUGCUUACUCGGUCGGCAACCUGCUCACACUCCCGUUCUAUGAGGUGCUGCUCUCCAUCAAGAACAUCCCAUUCCUACCCAAAGUCAAGCCUGAGCAGUACUACGCACCGGCGUCGUCGCUGAUGCGGACUGAGCUCAUUACGCUCACCCUCAACUCGACGUACGGCGACGUUCUUGACGCACUCCACGGUCACGACUACAUGGGUCUACCCUGGGUCGACUCCACAGACAACGAUGUGUUUCUUGGUGUGGUGGCGCGCGCUUCACUUGAGGACGAGCUCUACGCCUUUGCCACUUCGCUCCGCUCUGCCGGCCACUCGGCGGCCGACCUCGGCCCCAUUGCCCGACACCCACCCACUCGCGGCCUUGUCCAGCCGGCUGCCGAUUGCUCACUUGGCGAUUCCUAUGAUGAUGAUGAUGACGACGACGACAGUAGCGGGACUGCACUGCCGACGCUCGCGGCGGAUCGCCGCAUGCGCGCCUCCACCACUGCGUCGGUCGAGCUGGCGUCUGGCGGUUGGGGCGGUAUGUGGACGCCGGCACCGGUUGUUGGCGCCGAUGCUGUGGCGGGUGAGGAUGAUGUUGCGUACCUGAGCGUGGUCGAUGACGGUGGUGACCCCGAAGCCGGCUUGCUGGCAUCACCACCUUUGCGGCGACGAGCGGCAAGCGUCAGCACGCUCGGCUCGGGAUGGACUCGGUCGCUGGCGGAUGUCGAGGGCCCGAUCCCGCUCUCUGCGCCGCGGACCGCUGCACUCGACGCGCUCGUCAACCGCUCUGUCCGUGAUAUUCUCGACGCUACACCGUUUCCAUUUGCCGCACCAGAGGUGGUCGUCGACGACGCGCCGUUUACGCUUGCGCCGUCGACAACGCUCCAACGAGUCGACUUUUUGUUCAAGAUGGCCGGCGUUUCACACAUGUGGAUCUGCUUCCGCGGGCGACUCCAGGGCGUGAUCACCAAGAAGGACUUUAUCUUCUUCACCACCAAGCGCGAGUAG